GAUUGUACCUACUCAGUAUAGUAUAGUGAUCUUAGCAACAACUUGAGUUAUAGUGUUAGGGUCCGUAUCUGUCAGAGAACAUAAAUAGCGCUGCUUUCGGCCAACUUCCCACCAACUACCCACCCGUAUCAACGUCAACCUUCUCUACUUCAACAUGUCCUCUCCAUCACCUGUGGAUGCACCAUCCCAUGUGCUACACCUCCUAUCAAGACUCCAUAAGGUGUCAUUGGAGCAGGAAGCUGCCAUUGAUGAAACUGGCAAGGUCUUCUCGGCCAAGGUCAUAGGCGACUUCGAAGACAAGCUCCCCGAGAAGGAUGCGACGACCCAGUUUGAUAAGCUGAUGCUCGAUAAAUUUAUCGCCCUCGAUGAAGAUAAAUGUCAGUUUGUAUAUCAGUUAAUCAACGCGAUGGGUGCCACCAACGUUGUGGAGGCCGGCACCAGUUUCGGUGUCAGUACUAUUUACCUGGCUCUCGCGGUAGCUAAAGCGAAGGCUGCGACAGGAAAGCCCGGUGUGGUCAUCGCGACUGAAAAGGAGCCGGAGAAAGCAAAGGUUGCAAGGGACUACUGGAAGCAGUGUGGUGCCGCGGUGGAGAAUGAGAUUGAUCUUCGCGAGGGAGACCUCCUCGAAACGCUGAAGGAGAACCUGCCGGAAGUUGACUUACUCUUACUGGAUAUCUGGUCUAAGCUUGCCCUCCCAACUCUCAAAACAGUCCAGCCGCGUCUUAGACACGGUGCUGUGGUCCUUACCGACAACACUAUCUCGGGUGCUCAGGGAUAUGCGGACUUGUUGGCUUACCUCAGAGAGCCAAGUAAUGGCUUCCGCAACAUGACUUUGCCAUUCACGAAUGGCUUUGAGAUGAGUGUUUACCUCCCAGAGAGCAAAUAAGCUACCACCUCUUAACGCAUACUUCUCUGUCUUCUACGCACUAGCAAUGGUACCUUUUCUCCUUGGUUGCCAACAAAUGUAUAUAUUUAUGCCACAAACUUUGGAUGCUUGAUAUCCUGUCUUUGGACAUAUCCCACGGUAGGGCUUCCUAUAGUCACGCGGGUUCCGCCCUGACAGUUAUUGAGGAGUCUGGACGAAUACCAGUCAAGUCCCAUGCGAUAAAGCACUGUUUUCAUCCAAUAUCCCUUAUACAAAU
This is a messenger RNA of Aspergillus caelatus, 1142 nucleotides long. RefSeq names its product O-methyltransferase. Lineage: Eukaryota; Fungi; Ascomycota; Eurotiomycetes; Eurotiales; Aspergillaceae. The record is from RefSeq and is a predicted model, not a curated record. Gene Ontology annotation, molecular function: O-methyltransferase activity. Bases 155 to 886 code for a protein of 243 amino acids. The transcript has 2 exons.